ACUGUGAAUGAGGCCCGGGAAUGUUUGGCGUCUAUGAGAACAUACAUUAAUUUGUCAGUGGGCGGACAAGGGACUUUAACCUGCCGCUGUCUUCUCACAAUGUUAUCUCUUCUAUUUCUCGGACAUUUUGAAACCCGACCAAACUUCACCCCUAGCGUACGUGACUAUGGAUGAUUUCAAAUGAACAUUGUAUCGCAGGGAGGAGGCUACAGUGUCUCACCUUUCAGCAUGAACUGAAGUGCACAGCAGAAGCACACCUCAGACUCAGCGUCCUUCACACCUGGGAAACAGCAUUCAGCACACGUGAAGAGUGAAUACAAGCCGACUCGGGAUACUUAUCUGAAACAUACUUACAGACGACACAAAUUCAUUUUUUGUUUGAUCAGAGAUGGGCGGUGUGGAGAGCAUCCUGAGGGACCAAGGCUAUACUGUGCUGGGAGAGAAGGACGGGAAAUAUCUGGUCCAUUUAAAAGAAGGCAAACGCUUCCUUGUUGAACAGAUUGAAAAAGAUAAGCAUGUGGAGGAAUGUUUAAAAUGCCCAGUCCACGCCCACAUUGUGGAAACCCAGUCAUUUGAAGCAAGAGGGAAAAUCUAUUUAUUGAUGGAGCAGUGUUCAGGUGGAACUUUGUACGAGAAAAUUCAAGCCCAAAAAAUGGACAAUGUGCCAUUUUCUGAGGAAAAGGUCAUGGCUUGGUUUACCAAGAUUUGUAUGGCCUUGGAACACUUGCACACCGAUGGUAUCACUCACAGACUCUUAAUAAGUCAGAACAUUUUCUUCACUGGAUGUGGAACUGUCCGUUUGGGAGAGACAGCAGAGCUUCAUGAAAGAGCUCGGGUAGAGAAGCCAAAACACACCAAUGCAAAGCAACCUCCAGAGGUUCAGGAAGGAAGACCAUACACCCUCCACAGUGAUAUUUAUGCAUUGGGAUGUCUGCUGUAUGAAAUGUGCACGUUGAAGACCUGUGUUCAAGUAAAUACAGAUUUAAUUGCUUCAAUCCAGUGUGGUUCCAAGGAUUGGCUAAUAUACUUUUCUUCAGGCUUCCGGAGCCUACUCGCUGAUAUGCUUCAUCCCGAGCCAGAGUGUAGGCUGUCAGCGUUGGACAUUCUGAAAAAAAGAAUCGUUUUUGCACACAUCACUUCCCAGGUUGGGGAAAUUCUACAGGAGGUUAAAAUCAGUUUGGGAAAGCUGAAAGAACUGGCAGACAGUGCAGAAAACGGUAACGCCACCAUGCUGUUAGGGUUUAUUGGAGCUGUCGUGUGUUUUGUCCUGGUCCCAGCCACUCUGGGUGCCUCUCUGAUCGGGUGGGGGGUCAGUGCGGCAGUCGCUGUCAACAACAGAGGAAAUCAGAAAACCAUUUUCCAGGAGAUUAGGAGCAUCAACAAAGAAUUACCGGAGAAAACAGACUGUGUGGACAUCAGUAUCCAGCACCUUAUCAAAAGUAUUCAGUUGAGAAGAUCAGGGGGAGGCAGGGGGAAUCUGGUUGUUCAACAGCACAUGAUGAAAAGAAUACUUACCUCUAAAGCUGAAAUUAAAUUUGAAAAUGUUGAAGAGGUCAGACACACAACAACGACUUUGCAGGAUUGGCUGGAUAACAGAAGUAAUAUAAUUGACUUGGUCUCGAUUAUUGGUAACUAUCAGUAGAAUGCUAGUAUUGUGGGGUCAGAUGUGUCUUGAGUGCAGUGUGUCAUGAGUUCAUCCUCUGGAGGCAGUGAGUAGAAAUUGAGCGCUUAAUGCAUGUUGAAACAAUGAUAUGCCUACUUGGACCUCAUCCUCUAUGACCAACCCCUCUGCAUUUCCUUGUGCUUUAGUUCUAUUUGGUCUUUCAGCUCUGCCUUAAGGAGGCAAUCAGGUUGCUUUACAGAAUGUUAAUCCUGUCAACCAUGUUCAGUCCACAUUUUAUUAUGACUGUCUCCAGAUGUACAUAUUUUAAUAUAUAGAAUGUCUAAGCAAAUAUAAACAAUUAUUUUUUUAGAACUGAAGCAUUCAAUUAGUUCAAUUGUGUUGUGGUUGCUGUUUGCUUAGGUGGAUAAUUUGUGUUUGAGACACAAAUGCAUUUAUAAAAGCAGCAUAGGUUUUGUAGCUGUAUGUAUAGGCGAUGGUCUUCAUUUUGUCACUACUUUUGGGAGAGGGUAGAUGAGAGACACUGAACCACCAUGAACUGCCACCCUUCCACCGUCCUCAUUUUAGCCUUGAGGAUGAGGCAGUGAUGAGAUUUGACGGCAGACUUAAGUUGGAAACAAUAAAUCCCAAAUUAGAAACGGGAAAAUAUAAAAAUAUGGAGCAUACAAAUAUGGUGCCUCUGUGACUCCUUGCCAGGGUACUGCCUAGCCUUCAGCAUCUACAGUACACAGGGAAACUGACACGGAUAGAAAAGGGCUGGUCUACAGGGCUGUGAUGGACCUGAUGAGAAGUUACUUGGAGGCUUUAUCAUGUGUAUGCUGAUCAUUUUUCUUUUCUUUCAUACCUCUACUUCAGGAUUUGCUCCAGAAUAAAACAUACUACUGUGUGACCAUUAGGACAAAUAUGAAAAGCUGUCCAGAACAUAUACUGUUAUGUUUCUAUUCUCUGACACUCUUACACAUGCAUGUGCCCACACACAUAGAGAAACACACACACCAUCCACACAUGAUCACAUUGGUACAGACACCCCCGAACACCACCACCACCACGACCUCCGCCCCCACGCACACACUUGUUGAGUCUAUUUAUAAUCUUUAUACUCUGAAAGUGGUAUAUACCUUUUCACACACUGGUAGUCAUUUUAUACUUUUUAUACUAAUUUCACAAAGUGAGUCAUGAUUGUCUUGCAUUUUAAUAUAUACUGUACAUUGUACAAAUCACAUACUUACCAGACAUAAAUCUGGUAAAUAGUAAUUAUGAAUCAUUGUAACCACUAAUGACCAAGAAUAACUUUUGUAUCCUGUUUCAUGCUGAAGACUAUUGAUGGCACAUUGAUUGAACACAAUGAUUUUUAAUGAAAAUGUCAAAGUUCAAGGCUAAAUGCUAUGCUGACUGGCCAAAUAAAAAGUUCAACUAAA
This is a messenger RNA of Clupea harengus (Atlantic herring), 3039 nucleotides long. Its product is annotated as serine/threonine-protein kinase Nek3-like. Bases 389 to 1642 code for a protein of 417 amino acids. The record is from RefSeq and is a predicted model, not a curated record. Gene Ontology annotation, cellular component: membrane; extracellular region. Lineage: Eukaryota; Metazoa; Chordata; Actinopteri; Clupeiformes; Clupeidae. Gene Ontology annotation, biological process: lipid transport; lipoprotein metabolic process; protein phosphorylation. The transcript has 10 exons. Gene Ontology annotation, molecular function: ATP binding; protein kinase activity; lipid binding.